CAAAAAUCAAAAUUGGAUCUGUAAAGCGAUUACGGAAUACACCUUUACAGGACUUUUAAUGCAACACGCUGUUCAGUAGAAAAUUGUUCGUUGCUUCACAGCCCGGCUCCCCGGCUUCUUGUGCUCCACUUUUCUGUUGAAGCAUUCCUUCCAUAUCCGCCCCAACCGCUCUCCGUGUGCUCGACGAAAUGCCUUUGCGAUGGUUUCCCUCGUCAGGACCCCACCGCAUUUAUUUCUUCCCGUGAAAAUGAAUUCCUCGUUCAGUCCCGCUCCGCUGAAACUCCGCGGUCUGAAACUCAGCUGUCCCACAUUAACAAGCUUUUCGGGGACGAAAAGGAAGGGGCUUUAUGGGUUUCUUGAUCCGAGGAGGCGCGAGAGGGGGUGGGGGAGGGAUGUAAGUGAUUCUCGUUGUUUGUGUUAUGGGGGUUCGGCGAGCACUGGAGGGGACGCCGAGCUGGAGGCCAGAAUCUUGGAGUUCAUGCAGAAUUCCAAGAAGUCAGGGUCGUUCCCAACUAGGAAAGAGCUGGAGGAUGCGGGUAGGUUUGAUUUGGUUGAGGAUAUUAAGAGGAGAGGCGGGUGGUUUUCCCUUGGUUGGGAUUCUGAUAAUGAUGGUAACAAUGAGGGGCUUGAGAUUGAUUUCGAUAUGGAGGAGUUUGCAAGAAGGGUCAAUACUUGUAGAGAUAGUGGAGCUUUUGUGGACAUUGAAGUAGACUCUCUUGGUUCUAACGUUUCUUCUGAAAGUGUAUCUUCUUCUGGUAGAUCAUUAAAAGCAGAAGCAGAGGAGGAGAGUGGAAUUGAGGGCAUAUUGAGACGAUUAGAGAAACAUAGACAAUCAUCUUUCAGUAUCUGUCCGGAAAAAUCUGGGAAUGGAAAAUGGCCAUUAAGCAAGACUGCCGGGGAUGAUAUGAAUAUCAUGACCACUGAUGUGGGAAGUAGUUAUCUAGAAGACACCGGCACAUUUGUAUCAGAUUCAUGGAGAACUUGGAGUUCUCGGCGUGCUGGAUUUCACGACACUGAAUUUGAACCCGAUGAGAUUAAGUUUGGUCACAGAAAUAAAGACGAUACAGCUGUUGUAAAUGAAAAAGGUGUAGAAGAUUUACUGAGACGGAACGGUGUCACUCAAAAUGACAUAAGAGCUUCCCUUAGGAACCUAGAAGUUGAGCUUAAUUCAGCACUUGAGUUCAUGAAAUUCAAGAACGAGGAGUUCAGUUCAAAUGAGGUUAUGAGCUGUUCUCACAGUGAUCUGGAAAAGCUUUCAGAUGCAUUGGAGUUCAAUGAAAAUCAGUUGAUGUAUGCCCAGAAUAUAUUGCGCUCAAUACGUGCAAAGCUAAAUGUAUUAGAAGGGAAAAUGGCUUUGUCAGCUAGUGAUGCACAAAAGACGAUGGAAAAGAAACAGAGUAGAAUUGAUAGCGUUCAUAUAGCCAUGCAGCUUCUGCGUACCGUCCAUAUUGUCUGGCCUAAUUCUGCCUCAGAAGUUCUUGUAGCAGGGUCUUUUGACAGCUGGACAUCUAAGAGAAAGAUGGAGAAAUCAAGUGCUGGCAUUUUUUCGUUGACAUUGAUGUUGUAUCCUGGCAGAUACGAGAUUAAGUUCAUUGUAGAUGGGAAAUGGAGAGUUGAUCCUUUACGCCCUAUCGUUCACAACCAUGGACAUGAAAACAAUCUCCUUUUUAUCACGUGAACCCUUCAUGUGCAUUGGAGGGUGAUUUUUUUCUGAGGACUUAGACAGAGUGUAUCCAACUUUCACUCUGCAAUUUCGUCAUAUAAUCUUUCUUAGGUGAUGUGAAGCAAACAUGUUAACUGUUGACGAGCUGAUCUAAUAACAUUCUUCUGUACAUAUGUAUAUACUACUAGGAUAGAGGCUUCAGGCACUGAAGUCCUUAGUCACGGUCUCACGGAGUAGUUUCAAGAUUAAUAGCUGAUGUAUGGGAACGUUGCCUGCUGGUAUAGCGUGUCUUUCUCGUGUAUGUACAUUUUAGUAGAAGAGGUGUGAAAUUUCUGAUUCAUCUAGUAAACAAUAUUGUAUUACUUUUGAAAGGCGUCUAGCUCAGAGUAGAUGAGACUAACAUGUAACUCGUGAAUCUUUAUUUACUUCUUUUGUCAUCAAUUUGUUUGGUUCAAAUUAUGUGAUUAUGAGAUAAUCUUACAUCAC
Molecule: messenger RNA, 2149 nt
Organism: Cuscuta epithymum
Lineage: Eukaryota; Viridiplantae; Streptophyta; Magnoliopsida; Solanales; Convolvulaceae
Source: the annotation of a GenBank genome assembly